This is a messenger RNA of Sphaeramia orbicularis (orbiculate cardinalfish), 688 nucleotides long. RefSeq names its product fibroblast growth factor 1a (gene fgf1a). The record is from RefSeq and is a predicted model, not a curated record. Lineage: Eukaryota; Metazoa; Chordata; Actinopteri; Kurtiformes; Apogonidae. Gene Ontology annotation, molecular function: growth factor activity. The transcript is spliced from 3 exons. Bases 118 to 597 code for a protein of 159 amino acids.
GCGGUCUCCGCGCUCGUCCACGUGGCUGUGUGAACACCUGACCGCCACCGGGGACUGAACCGAUCCGGCACCGGAAACCGGACCAAACCUCGGUCUCGUCUCCCCGUGUGCAGGAGGAUGGACGUGGAAGUGUCGGUGGACGUGGACGUGGCCGCGGGUCAGACCGUGGACAGAGGCCCGGUGCUGGACCACAGGCGGAGGACGCGGCUGUACUGCAUGAAUGGCGGACAUCACCUCCAGAUCCUGCCCGACGGGACGGUGCAGGGCCAGAGGGACGGCGAGGACGUCCACGCUGUUCUGCAGCUCAAAGCGGUGGACCGUGGUGUUGUGGUCAUCAGAGGAACAGAAACGGGCCGAUAUCUGGCCAUGAACAACGAGGGCCGUCUCUACAGUUCACCCACUGUAAAUGAUGAGUGCUACUUCCUGGAGAAACUGGAGGAGAACCACUACAACACCUACCAGCCCCAGAAAUACAAGGAGAUGAACUGGUACGUGGGUCUGAAAAAGAACGGGAAACCCAAACUGGGCCCCAGAACCCACAUCGGACAGAAGGCCAUCUUCUUCCUCCCCCGACAACUGGAGCGUUCUGGAGACUGACGCCUCAACCAACAUGAAUGUAUGUAAUGGAUCUGAUCUGGUUCAUCACAUAUGAUCCUAAAACAGAAUGUGGAAAUGAUGAGGUGGAGGC